AUAUUUAAAUAUAAGUCAAAUAAGGAUUUGUUUUGGUUAAAAAUCAUGGUAAUAAGUUUUACAAAAAAUAAAUAAACGAUUAGGAAUUUUGCUGAAGCGAUUCAAAUAAAAGCAAGAAGUCCUUAAUGAUUAACGCGAUGUUGGAAACUAUGUCAGGAGAUCACAAAACAUUGUUAAAAGGACAUUCUUCCCAAUACCUAAAACUAAAUGUUGGUGGCCAAUUGUAUUAUACCACAAUUGGAACACUGACAAAAAAUAAUGACACAAUGUUGAGCGCAAUGUUUAGUGGUAGAAUGGAGGUUCUGACAGAUUCAGAAGGAUGGAUUUUGAUCGACCGCUGUGGAAAUCAUUUUGGUGUCAUACUCAACUUUUUAAGGGAUGGAACUGUGCCGUUGCCUGAAACCAACAAGGAAAUUGCUGAAUUGCUUGCCGAAGCCAAAUAUUACUGCAUCACAGAACUGGCAAUGUCCUGUGAACGGGCUCUAUUUGCGCACCAAGAACCUAAGGCAAUUUGUCGGAUUCCACUGAUAACGUCGCAAAAGGAAGAACAGCUUUUAAUUAGUGUAUCUUCAAAGCCUGCUGUUAUUCUUGUGGUACAGCGACAAAAUAACAAGUAUUCGUACACAAGUACUUCAGAUGACAACUUACUAAAAAACAUUGAACUUUUUGAUAAGCUAUCCUUGCGAUUUAAUGAAAGAAUUUUGUUUGUUAAAGACGUAAUCGGUCCAAGUGAAAUUUGCUGCUGGUCAUUUUACGGUCAUGGUAAAAAGGUAGCUGAAGUAUGUUGCACAUCGAUAGUUUAUGCAACUGAUAGAAAGCACACUAAAGUUGAAUUUCCGGAGGCCCGAAUUUACGAAGAAACACUACAGGUCUUGCUUUAUGAAAAUCGCAAUGCCCCCGAUCAAGAGCUUAUGCAAGCGACAUCUUCAGUUCGAGUGGGAAGUACCAGUGGAACGAGUGUACAUCAGUAUACAAGCGAUGAGGAGGAAGAGCGCACCGGGCUUGCGCGAUUACGUUCCAAUAAAAGAAAUAUUCCCUCCUAAGCUUAAAUUUUAUAAGUUAAAAAAAAAGAUAUCUUGAUUAUCAAUAAAGAUUUACAUCAAAUAAGGGUAGGAUUGAUAUUGGUAUUACAAAUUUACUACAUCCUUAAUUAUAAAGGAAUAGGGGACAUUGCAGUCGCUGAGGAUUACAUAAACAAACAUACAUAUGUAUAAUAGAUUACAGGAUGCUUUCCCGGCCCUAUUAAGUAUCCAGAGUAAAAUUAUUAAUGUCCCAGUUAUUUAUGUCGAAUUAAUGACCCGUCAAUUGAUUAAGGAUAAAGCUAAGAAGAACAAAUAAACGAAUAAAACGAG
This is a messenger RNA of Drosophila eugracilis, 1352 nucleotides long. Its product is annotated as BTB/POZ domain-containing adapter for CUL3-mediated RhoA degradation protein 3. Gene Ontology annotation, molecular function: protein binding. Bases 126 to 1043 code for a protein of 305 amino acids. The record is from RefSeq and is a predicted model, not a curated record. NCBI's taxonomy places the organism in Eukaryota, Metazoa, Arthropoda, Insecta, Diptera, Drosophilidae. The transcript is spliced from 3 exons. Gene Ontology annotation, biological process: protein homooligomerization.